Molecule: messenger RNA, 1695 nt
Organism: Colletotrichum tamarilloi
Lineage: Eukaryota; Fungi; Ascomycota; Sordariomycetes; Glomerellales; Glomerellaceae
Exons: 8
Coding region: 1-1695 (564 amino acids)
Biological process (GO): DNA-templated transcription; regulation of transcription by RNA polymerase II
Cellular component (GO): chromatin
Molecular function (GO): DNA-binding transcription factor activity, RNA polymerase II-specific; RNA polymerase II cis-regulatory region sequence-specific DNA binding; zinc ion binding
Source: RefSeq, a predicted model, not a curated record
AUGUCUCCCAAAUCAAUCGACAAGCCAUUCCAGUGUCCUGCGUGCUCAAGUCGAUUCACCCGACAGGAGAACUUAAAUCGUCAUACGGCAUCAGUACAUCAGCGUUCAAAUCUGAGGCCAUUCCCAUGUCCACAGUGUGAAGUCAGCUUCUCCAGAAGUGAUUUGAGAAAACGCCAUGUGAGAAGAUACCACACAAACCCCGACCGCACUGGUGAGACAAUCCAUCUUGCCAGUCAUGCUGCGCCAGCCGAUGAGCCAACAAAGGAGACAAACAAAGCAGCGAAUGCGAACCGCUCAACCGAUCGUUCAAAUGGCGAAGGUUCAACGCCGAUUUCACAAGUGUUCGCAUCGCGUGGCAUUUCAUGGUUAUUCAAACUUCCUCAAUUUGUAUCAGCUUACUUCGAUCGUUUUCAGCCCACGUUCCCGCUUCUACAUAAGCCAACAUUCGACCUCGAUACGGCUCAGGAGCCGUUGAUACAAGCAAUUGUUUGCCUUGGGGCCAUUUAUCAAUGUCAGGGUUCAGGCCAGGAGAUAAGCGCUACAUUGUUCUCUUUGGGCUUGAAGUCUCUGGACGUAUACGUUCGCGAGAGUCGGCGGGCAAGAUUCAGAGAGUUGUGGGUCAUGCAAGCCUACCUGCUCUUCGAAUAUUACGCAUUCUACAGCUGUGACGAUGGCCGGUUCUCAACGGCUCUCAAGAUCCACAGGAAGCUUGUAGAUGCUGUCCGACAAUACCAGAUGCUUCAAGACAGAGUAGCUCUUGGCGUGGACGAAGUCUCCAGCCCGAACGAACCUACGGUAGCUUCUUCAACGACCGUGACCGAGCACGCCUGGCGAGUUGCCACGUACAACGAGUCAAGAAAGCGGAUUGUGUACUGUCUAUACUACCUUGAUGCUCAACUCUCAGUCUGUUGUAACGUACGUCCGCUGCUCGCAGCUCUCGAAUUGAAAUACGAACUUCCGUGUCAAGACGACACAUGGCAAGCUGCCACAGCCGAAACCUGGCAAGCCCUCAUAUUUUCUCAAGAAGGGUCAUUCAACGAAGAAGACGACUAUGAAGCCAAUGGCGACCCACGCCCUGCGCACGGCGAUCUGUAUGCAAGUCUCAUGUACUUGAUGAAUCCCAACCCGCCAGACCGGCCUCUGCGAUUACUCUGGCACUCGUCUUUCGCAUGUCUCAUGCUCAUAACGCAAAUUUUGAUGAUGAUUCGUGACCUCACCUUGGCAAGCUCGUUCUUGUACAAUAACGUGCGUUGUGGCGAGUCGAAGAACAACCUGUCAAUCAUCUCAGAAGCUAGUCGGACCUCGAUCAUGCAAGCUCUGAACGCCUUGUCGGACAUCAUGCGCAAGCCGUCUCUUCCUGGAGCGUGCCCUCUCAGCAGUCCUCUGGAUGAAUCUGAGUCUGUGGAGUCCAGUCUAUGGAGCAAUGUUUGGAUCGUGUGGCAUUAUGCCGUUAUGAAUCUUACUCAUCAAGAGGCAUUACUCACAAGCGGUAUCGUCGAAUAUAGUCUUCCAUCUGCUGUUUCAACUUGCUGGGAACUUGGUAAACCUCGAGUGAAACAACAUCGAGAUGUGUACGAAGAUAGAGAUGUUAUUCGUGUUGCUAGUAGCCUGGAAAACAUUCUUGUGCUUCUUUCUCGCGACACUAGACCCCUCGGUAUCAGCUUUCAGUUACAAUCUGAAUUCACCCCCAAAUAA